GAUCACAUAAAUUAUGCGGGGAUAAUCCCACACCGAACCGCGCCAGUCCACCUAAUCGGCACAUGCUCAUCGGACCGAUCGGGCAGCCGGCGUGCGAAUCAAUACUCCAUUAUAAGCACAGACAGCAAACGGAUGCGGUGGUAGGAGCAGUUAUUAAUGUAUAAUAGUUGUUGACCCACGACAGAGAUGAUAACAAUGGCGAUUAGGGCAUGCAGGGGACAGCGACGUGCAGCUUAUCGGGUCGGGAUCAGCGCAGUGCGGGCGUCCCAGCUCAUGGUCAGGAUCCCGGAACGUGCCGCGACAGCCCCGAGAGGGUUCGGCGAGCGCGCACCAGUUGCAAAAAAGAAUGGUGCGAUUCAGUCGAGGUCGCCGUGCGAAGGAGAAAUCGGAGAGAGCAACCAUGGCGCUCUUGUCCUCGAGUUCCUUUGGUUCAGAGAACCUCGGUUUUGCUGCGAUGCUGUUGCUGAUGAAAUUUCAGCAACAUGGAAUUUUCACCUGGUCAGAAAAGGGCAGUUCAGCAGGUACAAGGUUGACGCUGAACAUUCAUAUGCAAGCAAGAACCGAGUAGCAAAAACUGUAGCACCUUUAUUCAUCUCAAGUUCUCAACACAGCAGCAACUGA
Triticum aestivum (bread wheat) is the source of this 621-nucleotide messenger RNA. RefSeq lists its product as uncharacterized. NCBI's taxonomy places the organism in Eukaryota, Viridiplantae, Streptophyta, Magnoliopsida, Poales, Poaceae. The coding region runs from base 187 to 621 and encodes 144 amino acids. The transcript is spliced from 2 exons. The record is from RefSeq and is a predicted model, not a curated record.